Messenger RNA from Mesocestoides corti, 405 nucleotides. NCBI's taxonomy places the organism in Eukaryota, Metazoa, Platyhelminthes, Cestoda, Cyclophyllidea, Mesocestoididae. The record is from the annotation of a GenBank genome assembly.
AUGUAUAAGAACCCUUAUAUCAUCCUCAUUGAUGAAUGUGGAUUCAUUUCACCAAUUUCCGACCAACAUCAGCGGACACUGACCACCACAACGUACGGAAUCCCGCUGAUGCAUCUUACAAAAUCAGCAGCAGUGCAACAGAGCAUCGACAAGUUGAACGAUGAGGCCAAGUGCUUUUAUUAUGUCCUCGACCGCAUCAUCAGUGGAAAGCAGCGCAAAGACACCGGAGUGAACUAUGAGUGGUAUAUGAAGGUGAAUAGGAUUUACGACGAGGGCAAACCCACCUGUCUUGGUGAGUGCGCAGACGACUGCUCCGGUGUUGAAACCUACCUCGUGAGUGCACACGUAAGUUCACGAGAUGACGAGGAGCCACAAAUCCUCAAACUUCAUCGCACCCCCCUCUGA